UCGCUUCCCUUUUUAAUAGCCUCCCCAAUUCUUCGUCCCACACUACUGAUUACUCCAAGAAGCCAUCACUCCAUUGCGCUCGCACCUCGCACUCGCAGUCUUCGUCUUGCUCUUGCACAAGGCCGGCUGGACCUUGACGCCAUGUUCAGUGCCAUGUCCACCUUCCUCUCCUCCCUCGCCAGGCGUCUGGUGCCACUCCGGCGCCGGAGGAGCAUCACGUCCUCCGGUUUCGUCGCCAGCAGGCGCCCGUUCUUCCCGUGCGGCGCGGGCCUCCGCGACGUCGUCAGCGGCAGCCCCUUCGUCGUCGUCAAGCGCGGCAGGACGCUGAGGAAGGUGGUGAAGCUACCAAGAAGGGUCGGCGAGCAACGGAAAAAGCGCUGGCGAGGCGGCGGGAAGGGCGACGACGACCACCACCUCCUAGACGGCGACGAGCCGUGCGUGUGGCGGCGGACGAUUCUGCUGGGGCGGAGGUGCCAGCCGCUGGAGUUCACGGGGGCCAUACACUACGACUGCGAGGGGCAGCGGCUGUGGCAACCCCGCACGCCGCCGCAGUCCUCCUCGCCGCUGCCCAUGAGCCCCGUCCGUCUCCAUCCUUCUGGGCUCGGCUACAUGGAUCGCGCAUAGGACACGAUCUGCACGUUGCGGCACACAUAUUAUAUGCGUAUGAACACGGAUGGAUGACAGAGUAUUUUGUGUCUUUCCUUUGGUGACUUCAUUUUUCUUUCGUCCUGUACUCCUGUAUGUAUACUCCUGACCCUGUGUGAUCCGAGUCCAUCAUGUGUCGGUUCCGAUCUGUGUUCUCUUGCGGAACAGAGAAAUGGGCAUUACUACCCUCUUCAGUGAAACUGACAAGCUGUAAAGGGUUAAGCGUUUGGUCGGUCU
Messenger RNA from Setaria italica (foxtail millet), 882 nucleotides. RefSeq lists its product as uncharacterized. The record is from RefSeq and is a predicted model, not a curated record. Lineage: Eukaryota; Viridiplantae; Streptophyta; Magnoliopsida; Poales; Poaceae. The transcript has a single exon. Bases 142 to 624 code for a protein of 160 amino acids.